Schistocerca americana (American grasshopper) is the source of this 1017-nucleotide messenger RNA. Its product is annotated as keratinocyte proline-rich protein-like. The record is from RefSeq and is a predicted model, not a curated record. The transcript is spliced from 2 exons. Lineage: Eukaryota; Metazoa; Arthropoda; Insecta; Orthoptera; Acrididae. The coding region runs from base 1 to 1017 and encodes 338 amino acids.
AUGUCGCUCCUAAUUUAUCAAAACAUUUUGGUACACGACAUUUAUCAUAGAUGCGUCAAAUCUUUCACCAAGAGAUAUUAUCUAGGAGGACACCUCAUAGUUUGCUCGAGCCAGGAACAGCCUUGUGUGGAACGGCCACAGCCUUGUGUGAAACGGCCACAGCCUUGUGUGGAGCGGCCGCAGCCUUGUGUGGAGCGGCCGCAGCCUUGUGUGGAGCGGCCGCAGCCUUGUGUGGAGCGGCCGCAGCCUUGUGUGGAGCGGCCGCAGCCUUGUGUGGAGCGGCCGCAGCCUUGUGUGGAGCGGCCGCAGCCUUGUGUGGAGCGGCCGCAGCCUUGUGUGGAGCGGCCGCAGCCUUGUGUGGAGCGGCCGCAGCCUUGUGUGGAGCGGCCGCAGCCUUGUGUGGAGCGGCCGCAGCCUUGUGUGGAGCGGCCGCAGCCUUGUGUGGAGCGGCCGCAGCCUUGUGUGGAGCGGCCGCAGCCUUGUGUGGAGCGGCCGCAGCCUUGUGUGGAGCGGCCGCAGCCUUGUGUGGAGCGGCCGCAGCCUUGUGUGGAGCGGCCGCAGCCUUGUGUGGAGCGGCCGCAGCCUUGUGUGGAGCGGCCGCAGCCUUGUGUGGAGCGGCCGCAGCCUUGUGUGGAGCGGCCGCAGCCUUGUGUGGAGCGGCCGCAGCCUUGUGUGGAGCGGCCGCAGCCUUGUGUGGAGCGGCCGCAGCCUUGUGUGGAGCGGCCGCAGCCUUGUGUGGAGCGGCCGCAGCCUUGUGUGGAGCGGCCGCAGCCUUGUGUGGAGCGGCCGCAGCCUUGUGUGGAGCGGCCGCAGCCUUGUGUGGAGCGGCCGCAGCCUUGUGUGGAGCGGCCGCAGCCUUGUGUGGAGCGGCCGCAGCCUUGUGUGGAAUUGCCUGCUGUCCUUACAUGUAACUUUCAAGCAAUAACUCGUUACACCAGUGACUCGAAUCACUGUCUUCACUUAUAUUUACGACAGAGGCUAGUCCAGAAGAAGCAGCAGCAGCAGCAGCAGCUUUGA